AAUGGAGCCAGUAAAGCAGCCAGAUAUAUCAGGAUCGGCCUAGUAAUCAAGGGAAUAAGCUCUUUUGUAACCAGGGGUAAUAAGCUAGUGGGUAUGAUGAAUUGCACAGGUUUAUGCAUAACUCAGAUCAUGUGUAUUUCAGUUAUCCUGCAAAUUCAUGUGCCACAGUAAAAUUGGUACCCACAUAAUGACAUUUUUUUGUUAUCAUUUCUGAACUAUUCCAGUAGUCCGAUUUGAUAUCUGCUAAUUUUUUGUACUAGAUUGGUAGCUCUCUAUAUAGUUGAUUUUGUAUUGACAGUGUGCAAGUAUGAUCUGACUUGGCUGAUUCUGCACCAAUAUUGUUUAAUUAAGCAGGAUGGCUUUUUUAGUUAGUCUGUAAUAUUGCAUCAAUCUGGUAUUGGGUGACGAAUAAGUCUUUUUUAUGCCUUCGUGCCUAUAUUACAGCAAGUGGAUAAGAUCAGGGUGAACUGGAGGACCUGUUACAACUUUCAACACACUCAUAACAAGAAUCUGAGCUCCUGUAGAGUUGAUAUGCUAAGGCUAUCAAAGUAUCAAGAUCGAGGCCAGCUGGACGGCUCCUCACUUGUACUCCAUUUUGAAUAACAGCAAUGCAUGCAUCUCUUUGUAAACAAGCCUACUGACAAACAGUAGAGCACAUUUAAUUCGUGGGUGAUAGGCUUCAUCCUAAACAGUACCAGCGUCAUUCAGUCGCCCCUCAUCCUCGGCAGAUCUUGCCGCUCCUUGGUCGUUUUGUUCCUCACCAAUCGCUCCCGUUGAUCAUCUGCAUCUUACCUAUCAUGUAAGCCACCAUUUACUUGUUAUUUUUCUGAGCUUUUGGUUGCACAUUUAGGUGAUGAUACUUGUGGAGGGUAGAUGAAUUUACUGACCAUGGGAAACCAGCUUCAGAUCCAGUUUUUUUCUCAUAUGUAUCUGAUCUAUCAGAGCAAGAAAUGGUUGGAGGCGGAGUAUUGCUGCACCUGUGGAACGAAUGGGCAGUCCAGAUACUGGUCCUCUUCAGCUUCACGUCGCAAGCGUUCCUCUUUGCCGUCGCCGGCAACGGUCGGCGCAAUGGCUCUACCAAGCUGAAGGUCCUGCUGUGGCUAGCGUACCUGCUAGCCGACUCCACUGCAACCUACACCCUCGGCCACCUGUCCAUCGCCAGCGCCCCACACGUGCACCAGCUGGUGGCAUUCUGGGCGCCCUUCCUCCUGCUGCACCUCGGUGGCCAGGACACCAUUACCGCCUAUGCCCUCGAGGACAACCGGCUCUGGCUACGGCACCUGCAGACCCUUGUGGUUCAGGUCCUAGGAGCUGCUUAUGUCCUCUACAUGCACUUAUCUGGCAGCGGGGCAUUGGUCGCUGCCGCCAUACUGAUGUUCGCCGUUGGAGCUCUCAAGUAUGGGGAGAGGAUAUGGGCGCUCAAGUGUGCUGACAACGAUGGCUUGAACAGCUACUUGAAAAAAUACUGCGACGACAGGAAGUUUCCGCCACGCAUCGGAAGAGGAGUCAGGACCUCUAAACUUUCAUUUGAUGAUGCCAAGGACGACCUGGAGAGCUUUGGCACGGAGGAGGAGAUGGCCCUUCACGGAGCUCACACGCUGCUCGGUCUAUGUGUGCGUGCAUUCAUCAACCACCCGCAGAGUGCAACAGACUACAUCUGUGGAUCCGUAUUCUAUUUCGUUCGUCACAGCAAGGAUAACAUUUUGUUGCCUCGGGAGGAGCACAUGCCAGAUCAAGUGCUGCCUCGGUGAAAGUUGCCAAUGACCACCCUUUGUGUGGCAUUGUAACUGGAGCCAGGAACAGGAGACAAAACAAGAAAUAUCUAUGAUAGGAGCAACUUUGAAUUGUAGAGGUGUUGGUAAGAAAGGUAUGAGUGUUUUCCUGUCAGAUUUGUUGAGAGAGCAAGAGAUUGAUUUUGUGGGGCUUCAGGAAACAAUCAAGAAAGAUUACUCAACUAGUUUCUUCAGGAAAAUUGAUCCAUACAGUCUGUUUGAUUGGAGGUGGUUACCAUCUGUUGGUAGAAGUGGUGGGAUUUUGGGUGGCUUUAGGCUAUCCAGGUUUGAUAUCUGUGAAACUAGUUUGGGUAGGUUCCAUAUCAAGGUUAAACUGUUGGAUUUGAAGUUACAGGUGAAAUGGAAUCUAGUAAUUGUUUAUGGAGCAGCACAGUUGGAGGACAAGGAGGAUUUCCUAGCUGAACUGGGUAAUGUCUGUAGUGACCAAAGCCUUCCUCUCCUAGUAGGUGGUGACUUUAAUAUAAUCAGAUUUUCUUCUGAAAAAAAAUAAGAUCUUGAGGAAAAAUAGAUGGACUGAUAUUUUCAACUCCAUCAUCAACAUCCA
Messenger RNA from Lolium perenne, 2337 nucleotides. The record is from RefSeq and is a predicted model, not a curated record. Lineage: Eukaryota; Viridiplantae; Streptophyta; Magnoliopsida; Poales; Poaceae.